Messenger RNA from Cydia fagiglandana, 672 nucleotides. RefSeq lists its product as uncharacterized. Gene Ontology annotation, molecular function: RNA polymerase II cis-regulatory region sequence-specific DNA binding; protein dimerization activity; DNA-binding transcription factor activity, RNA polymerase II-specific. Gene Ontology annotation, cellular component: nucleus. The transcript is spliced from 4 exons. Bases 1 to 672 code for a protein of 223 amino acids. The record is from RefSeq and is a predicted model, not a curated record. Gene Ontology annotation, biological process: mesoderm formation; regulation of transcription by RNA polymerase II. Lineage: Eukaryota; Metazoa; Arthropoda; Insecta; Lepidoptera; Tortricidae.
AUGUAUAACCAAACCUACGACAAUGAAACGCCUAUACCCCUAAUCGCAAACUACACUGUAGUCAAAGAAAAUGAAGAUGACAAGGGGGAGACAGAAGAUCGGGUUAUUCUGGAAAUAGGGAAAGCAGACGAUAAGCCGAAGGAAGAACUGACGUUCAGCCAUAAGAAGUAUGAUAAGACGACGUCGCACCACAGGUCUUAUGUGUUGGAGGAUUACUCUGAGACCAGAAAGGUGACAUACUUUAGGCCGCAUGAAUUGGAAACUAGUCAAGAAGAGUACGCUCCUCCCAAAGACUACGCUUCGUCUCUCACCUCCCUGCCAGACACUGCGCACUCCGAGUCCUCACUGGACUAUUCUCAUGAGGAUGUAAAGCCCGAAGCAGAUGAGAAACACUGGAAGGAACGCGCGCUGCAGCUUGAAAAAGAAUACAAAAAGACGGCCUGCGACCGCGAGCGCACGCGCAUGCGCGACAUGAACCGCGCAUUCGAUCUGCUGCGGUCCAAGCUGCCCGUCACCAAGCCCACCAAGAAGAAGUACUCCAAGAUCGAGUGUCUCAGGAUAGCGAUCUGCUACAUCCGCCACUUGGAGUUCAUGCUAGCUGACGGCGCCGGCGCAGAGGACAGUACCUUCUUCGAACUGAAUGCUGACUUGCGACGCAGGCAUAGAUUCUGA